Molecule: messenger RNA, 1520 nt
Organism: Pollicipes pollicipes
Lineage: Eukaryota; Metazoa; Arthropoda; Thecostraca; Pollicipedomorpha; Pollicipedidae
Gene: eEF1gamma
Product: elongation factor 1-gamma
Exons: 8
Coding region: 66-1334 (422 amino acids)
Biological process (GO): translational elongation
Cellular component (GO): cytoplasm; nucleus
Molecular function (GO): translation elongation factor activity
Source: RefSeq, a predicted model, not a curated record
CUCUAUUGAGGAAAACUUCCGCUCGUCGGCCUUUUUCGUGGCGACACGGAGGCGAGCGGCCGACCAUGGUUUCAGGGAAGCUUUACACGUAUCCCAACAACUUCCGUGCCUAUAAGGUACUGGCUGCUGCCCAGUACUCGGGCGCCAAAGUGGAAGUUGCCAAGGACUUUGUCUUUGGUGAAACCAACAAGACUGAUGCCUUCCUGAAGAAAUUCCCUAUGGGCAAGGUGCCAGCGUUUGAGUCGUCGGACGGUGCGUGCAUCGCCGAGAGCAAUGCGAUCGCGUGGUACGUGGCCAACGAGCAGCUGCGCGGCAAGACGGACAUUGAGCGCGCCCAGGUGGUGCAGUGGAUGGGCUUCGCUGACUCCGAGCUGCUGCCGGCUGUCUGUGCCUGGACGUUCCCCAUGCAGGGUAUCAUCCAGCACAACAAGCAGACGACGGAGCGUGCCAAGGAGGAGUUGCGCCGCGCCAUGGCCGCCCUGAAUGCUCACCUGUUGACGUGCACGUACCUGGUGGGCGAGCGGGUCACGCUGGCCGACGUGGCCGUGUGCUGCACCCUCCUGUCCGCCUACCAGCUCGCCAUGGAUCCUGAGUUCAGGAAGCCUUACGGCAACGUCACCCGCUGGUUCAACACCAUCGUGAACCAGCCACAGGUGAAGACCAUCGUGGGCGAGGUCAAGCUGUGUGUGAAGACCGCCGAUCCCCAGCCGGUGCAGGGUGGCACUGGUGGCAAGAAGGACAAGAAGAAGGAGGAGAAGAAGCCCAAGGAGGACAAGAAGAAGGCCAAGGAGGAGAAGAAGCCACAAGAGGAGGCAGAUCCUGCAGAAGAGGUGAUGGCAGCCGAACCCAAGUCCAAGGAUCCGUUUGCUGGCAUGCCAAAGAGCUCCUGGGAUAUGGAUGACUUUAAGCGUUUCUACUCCAACAACGACGAGGACAAGUCAGUCCCCUACUUCUGGGAGAAGUUUGAUAAGGAGAACUUCUCAAUCUGGUUCUCUGAAUACAAGUACUCAGAUGAGCUGGGACAGAUCUUCAUGUCGUGCAACCUCGUGGGAGGGAUGUUCCAGCGGCUAGAGAAGCUGCGCAAGAAUGCCUUCGCCUCUGUGGUCGUGUUCGGCGAGAACAACAACUCCUCCAUCUCAGGCAUCUGGGUGUGGAGGGGUCACGACCUUGCCUUCGAGCUGAGUCCCGACUGGCAGAUCGACUUCGAGUCGUACAGCUGGAAAAAGCUGGACGCGAACUCAGAAGAGACCAAAAAGAUGGUGAACGACUACUUCAAGUGGGAAGGUGCCGACUCUAAGGGUCGGAAGGUCAACCAGGGCAAGAUCUUUAAGUAGGCCUGUGAUGUCCUGUGUUUUCUGACCAACAAGGAUGCGUCUUCGGAGAAAUUUUAUUUGGGCUGCUCACGGAGACACUGCUUGUUUUGCCUGCUCCCGAGAUGGUCAUAUUUGACAUGGGCGCCUGCCUCUCAGUCACGGAAUCUGGCCGAAGUUUGAUAAAGAAAUACAUCUAUUUGGUCAGUU